Messenger RNA from Dama dama (fallow deer), 2280 nucleotides. It is a transcript of the gene SLC27A3, whose product is annotated as solute carrier family 27 member 3. Bases 122 to 2152 code for a protein of 676 amino acids. Gene Ontology annotation, molecular function: long-chain fatty acid transmembrane transporter activity; long-chain fatty acid-CoA ligase activity. The transcript is spliced from 10 exons. The record is from RefSeq and is a predicted model, not a curated record. Gene Ontology annotation, cellular component: mitochondrion; endoplasmic reticulum. Lineage: Eukaryota; Metazoa; Chordata; Mammalia; Artiodactyla; Cervidae.
GCGCGCGCUCCCGGGAAGGAGAGGUCUGAGCGCUAGACCAGCGGCCCCAGUUUGUCGGGAGUAUCGGGCCUGUCUGCGAGCUGCUGGGGCCAGACCGGGCCGAGCGGAGGAAGCGGGCACCAUGGCCUCUCUCCUGCUGCUACCCCUGUUGCUGCUGCUGCCGCUGCUGCUGCUACCGCUGCGCCUAUGGUCUCAGUUGCGCUGGUUCGCGGCAGACUUGGCCUUCACGAUGCGCGCCCUUCGCUGCAAACGGGCCCUUCGAGCGCGCGCUCUGGCCGCGGCUGCCGCCGACCCAGAAGGUCCUGAGGGGGGCUGCAGCCUGGCUUGGCGCCUCGCGCAGCUGGCCCGGCAGCGCCCGGCGCACACCUUUCUCAUUCACGGCGCGCAGCGCUUUAGCUACGCGGAGGCCGAGCGCCAGAGCAACCGGGCUGCGCGCGCCUUUUUGCGCGCGCGAGGCUGGGACGGGGGACCCGGCGGCGGCGGCACGGGGGGCGCCGGGGAAGGCGAGCUGGCGGCGCACUGCGCGAGAGACCAGGCGGCCGGAAGCGGCGCGGCGCGGGCCGUGCGGGAAGGGGAUGGCGCGGCCCCUCUGGCACCUGGGGCCACCGUGGCGCUGCUGCUCCCCGCCUGCCCAGAGUUCCUGUGGCUCUGGUUCGGCCUGGCCAAGGCCGGCCUGCGCACGGCCUUUGUGCCCACCGCUCUGCGCCGGGGUCCCCUCCAGCACUGCCUCCGCAGCUGCGGCGCCCGCGCGCUGGUGCUGGCGCCAGAAUUCCUGGAGUCCCUGGAGCCUGAUCUGCCGGCCCUGAGAGCCAUGGGGCUUCACCUGUGGGCUGUGGGCUCUGACAGCCGUCCUGCUGGAAUCAGCGAUUUUCUGGCUGAGGCCUCAGCGGAAGUGGAUGGGCCAGUGCCCGGGUACCUGUCUGCCCCCCAGAACAUGACGGACACGUGCCUGUAUAUCUUCACCUCCGGCACCACGGGCCUUCCCAAGGCUGCUCGGAUCAGUCACCUGAAGGUCCUGCAAUGCCAGGGAUUCUACCAGCUGUGCGGUGCCCACCAGGAGGAUGUGAUCUACCUCGCCCUCCCGCUGUACCACAUGUCUGGCUCCCUGUUGGGCAUCGUGGGAUGCUUGGGCAUUGGGGCCACGGUGGUGCUGAAGUCCAAGUUCUCAGCUGGUCAGUUCUGGGAGGACUGUCAGCAGCAUGGGGUGACGGUGUUCCAGUACAUCGGGGAGCUGUGCCGGUACCUUGUCAACCAGCCCCCGAACAAGGCAGAACGUGGUCACCAGGUCCGGCUGGUGGUGGGAAGUGGGCUGCGGCCAGACACCUGGGAGCGCUUUGUGCGGCGCUUCGGGCCCCUGCAGGUGCUGGAGACUUACGGGCUGACCGAGGGCAAUGUGGCCACGUUCAACUACAUCGGACAGCAGGGCGCUGUGGGGCGCGCCUCCUGGCUCUACAGGCAUGUCUUCCCCUUCUCUUUGAUUCGCUAUGAUGUCACCACAGGGGAGCCAAUUCGGGACACCCAGGGGCACUGUGUGGCCACGUCUCCAGGCGAGCCAGGCCUGCUGGUGGCCCCUGUGAGCCAGCAGUCGCCAUUCCUGGGCUACGCUGGGGGGCCGGAGCUGGCCCGGGGAAAGCUGCUGAAGGACGUCUUCCGGCCUGGGGAUGUUUUCUUCAACACCGGGGACCUGUUAGUCUGCGACAACCAGGGCUUUCUCCGCUUCCAUGAUCGUACUGGAGACACCUUCAGGUGGAAGGGGGAGAAUGUGGCCACCACCGAGGUGGCGGAGGCCUUGGAGGCCCUGGACUUUCUUCAGGAGGUGAACGUCUACGGAGUCACUGUGCCAGGGCAUGAAGGCCGGGCUGGGAUGGCAGCCCUGGCUCUCCGUCCCCCCCACUCUCUGGACCUUGUGCAGCUCUAUGCCCAUGUUUCUGAGAACUUGCCACCUUAUGCCCGGCCUCGAUUCCUAAGGCUCCAGGAGUCCCUGGCCACCACAGAGACCUUCAAGCAGCAGAAGGUUCGGAUGGCAAAAGAGGGCUUUGACCCAGGCGCGCUGUCUGACCCACUCUACGUUCUGGACCAGGCCGGGGGCGCCUACCUGCCGCUCACCCCGGCCCGGUACAGAGCCCUCCUGGCCGGAGACCUUCGCAUCUGAGAGCCCCCGCACCAGCGCGCCUGACGGGGCCUCUGUGGGCUGGGGAGCUGCUCUUAGGGAUCUUUUCUGCACCAGGUUUGCGAUCUUUAUUUUGUAAUAAACGUGACCAGAGCUCCUCUGGCUCUGCC